Messenger RNA from Carassius gibelio (silver crucian carp), 3289 nucleotides. RefSeq names its product zinc finger protein 16-like. The coding region runs from base 120 to 1709 and encodes 529 amino acids. The record is from RefSeq and is a predicted model, not a curated record. The transcript is spliced from 3 exons. Gene Ontology annotation, biological process: regulation of transcription by RNA polymerase II. NCBI's taxonomy places the organism in Eukaryota, Metazoa, Chordata, Actinopteri, Cypriniformes, Cyprinidae. Gene Ontology annotation, molecular function: RNA polymerase II cis-regulatory region sequence-specific DNA binding; DNA-binding transcription factor activity.
AACUUCCGAAGUGGGAGGAAGUUCUUCAGGUGUUCUGUGGUGUCUGCUGUAUCCUCAGUGUCCAUCGCUUUCAAAACACUGUCCCAUCCCAUCUGCGUCGAGUGCCUGUGCUCUUCAGCAUGAACCGAAAGAGAAACCACUGCUACGUGGAAACAGGGCCGUCCUCGGAGUCCCAGGCCGCCUUUAUGGACAACGCGGGGUCCUUCAGCCGAGACGAGGAGGAUUUCUCCGAGCUCGAGCCCGACGAGCAGCUGGUGUGCUCGGUGACCGAGAUCACGGAGCACCUGGGCAGGAACAUCACGGUGGUGCUGGAGUCCGCACUGUCCGAGAUACGCAAGCUGGUCAGCGUCCGGAUCAGAGUCCUGAAGAUGGAGCUCCGCGAGAAAACCGACGAGAUCGAGCUGCUCAAAGCCAAGCUGGAGUCCACGGAGAAGGACGGGAGGGGGUCUAGCUCCAGCAGCCUGGACUUCAGGAAAGCAGAGCAUCAACCGGGCCAGAAACACGGCGCGGACCCGAAGAAAACCAAACCCGGGACGCCCGUGGUGAAGAAGGAGAACAUCAACGCGAUCUGCGACUAUCUGAUGAAGGAUAAGAACCAGCGCGGUGCUGCUGAACUGGAGAGCGACCACAGCAACCAGGCCUUUGGGUCCGAGUCGCAGCCGCACGCGUCUCUGAGCCUGUGGACGGACAGCGGAGCCGCAGACACCGACACCGACGCUGACACGGACAUCUUCAGCAUGCUACCGUCUGCCAGCAAGCGCAUGUACGACUAUGAGUGGAUUUCAGGAGUCGAGCUCAACUCUGCUGAGUUUAAAGGUGAUACUGAAACAAAAUGUGAAGAUGUUCCAACUGUGGAUGACGAGGAUGAAACCGAAGACUCUGAAGGAGGAAGAGGAAGUCUGAGGUCAGUGUCUGACCAUUUCGCCCUGGACACUCAGGGCUCCCCGCAGGAAGACAGGAGCAGCCCGGUGGAGGACAGUAUGGAGAGGAUGGAGCCAGGUCAGCAGUUCUCCUCUCACACCUUCAUCUGCCCCUUCUGUGGAACUCUUUGCCCUGACUCCUCUUUCCUGGAGGAGCACAUCAAGCUCAUGCAUCACGGCGAGAGCACUCUGCAGUCGGCCCCGGGUGGUCCUUCCUCUCGUGGGGAGAGCGACUCGGGUGAGGCGGGCCGAGCUCUGGGAGGCACAGAAAGACCUGUUGGCCGGGGUGCACGGGAGAAGAAAGUGGAGGGUGGAUAUGAGUGUGGCGACUGCGGGCGUCAUUUCAACUAUCUGGGCAACCUGCGGCAGCACCAGCGCAUCCACACCGGCGAGAAACCCUUCGUUUGCCCUGAGUGCGGAGAGCGUUUCCGGCACGCCGCGCGCCUGAAGAGCCACCGCCUCAGCCACAGCGGAGCCCAGAGCCCCUUCCCCUGCCCCCAGUGCGGAAAGGGCUUCCCAGUGCUGUCCGGACUGAAACGACACCAGCGUGUGCACACGGGAGAGAGUCCCUACGCUUGUCCCCAGUGCGGACGCAGAUUUAAAGAGCUGGGCAACUUAUACACACACAUGCGCAUUCACAGCGGCGCUACGCCCUACUCUUGCUACCAGUGUGGGCGGAGCUUCAGGCACCUGGGCACAUAUAAGAGUCAUCGCUGUAUGCCGGCUACCCAGUUAGCCAGUGGCCACAGUCCGGCAUGGGCGCAGGAAGACAAGGUGCAAACUGGGUAACAGCCGCGAGACAAGUGUGUACAAAAAAUGGUAUGUUACUUUCUCGACUGCUGGUUCGGGAUCCAAGUCCGAGAAAGGAGUUCGGCCGAUGAGAGAUUUGAGAGAGAGAGAGGUCGUUAUGACUAAAAAACAACAUCAGGUUUCAUCAUAAAUAUAAAGCUGUGUAUGAAUAAGGACAUCUUUUUCAUUCACAAUAGUUAACGACAUCUUUAACGGUAACUUGCUGCUUGUUAAAACAUUUUGCAACCAUUUCUUCCAGCGUCAAACAUAGAAGGUGUUUGAGUGUCCAUAUACAGUAUUUCAAGACUGCACUGAUGUGUUUUAAUUGUUCUUUUUUUUCUGACUUUUUUUCUACAAAGUGUUUCUGACUCUGUUUAGAAGCAGAUAGCCGGGCCCCAGGGCCAGAUUAACAGUGAAAUAUGCCUUAUAAAAAACUAAUUCAACAAUAGCGAGUCUUGUAAGUUAAAUAAUUAUACAUUAAUCAUGAUUCAACAUGACAUUCCCUCUUCCAUCUGUAAUUUGUCAAAUAUGCAAAUCAAACUGACUUCAAAAACUUGACAUGACAUUGAUUGGAUGUAACGUGAACGUCAAAAAAUAUAAUGGCAUCAUAUACAUUAAAGCAAUGUCAGUGUGCGAUUAAUUUACUGUUUUUACCCAAUUACCAAUGAAAGAAACUGCCAUCCAAACUGAGUUUAUAAUGAUGUUACAGCAUCUUGAUCAAGUCUUGACUAAUAUUUGAUGUCCGAUUGAUAUCAAGGUGCCAGCUGGGAAAGAAUACCUUGGCAUGCAUCCAAACCAAAUCAAGUCUGAUCAUAAAUGCCUGAGAAAAUUUAUGAGAUAAAACAAGGAAUAUUAUUUGAUACAUUUGCAAGUUACAUUCUAAUCGCUAAGUGUUAUUAGGGUUGCCGAGCAUACGACUAAUGUAAUCCAUUUUUUAUAUAAUUGAAAGUUGGUUCAAAAUCAUGAUCAACUGCACUGCAAUGUUACAUUUCAUCCCUGUAGUAUCGUUUUGAGCGUGAGUGCUGCCAUCGUGUGGAGGACUUAUGUCACUGCACCACCGGGACAGUCAGCGUAUGUGUGUGUUUUCAGUUUAAAUAUGUGAUCGCACUAUUAACACCUUAUUUAUUUAUAUCAGUGAAUUUGUUUAUAUAUGUCUGCCUGUAUUUUAACAUCUUAGAAGUUUGGAAAAAUAUACCCGGGGGGGGGGGGAAUGGAUUUAGAAAAGAUGUGUCAUUCAGAAAUGGACCUGGACGCACUUGAUGGGAAUGACUGUAUGAAGUUAAUUAUGUGUUGGAAAUACAAGCAAUCCAUCAGAUUUAUUUUAAGACUUUCUCAUAGCAGUGAUCUUGAAAUAGCUUGAAUAUUACAGAUUAAAUAGCACAAAAAAAGGUACAAUUUGUCAUGUCUCGGUAAUAACUUUGAAUGAUCUGUACGAGGCGAACUGUACUGAAAAAAACUGAACUGUCACUAAUAAAUACUCUUAGGAUAUGAUUCAAGUUGUUUAUGUAUUUGUAAGUAAGCGGUUGUUGACAUCCUAACAUGCUACUGAAGCACAUUAAAUAUAACACUUGUGUACGAAA